Anthonomus grandis grandis is the source of this 2575-nucleotide messenger RNA. It is a transcript of the gene IKKepsilon, whose product is annotated as serine/threonine-protein kinase TBK1. Gene Ontology annotation, cellular component: cytoplasm. Gene Ontology annotation, biological process: peptidyl-serine phosphorylation. The transcript is spliced from 4 exons. Gene Ontology annotation, molecular function: protein serine/threonine kinase activity; ATP binding. The record is from RefSeq and is a predicted model, not a curated record. The coding region runs from base 230 to 2425 and encodes 731 amino acids. Lineage: Eukaryota; Metazoa; Arthropoda; Insecta; Coleoptera; Curculionidae.
AAAAUAAUAACAAACCAGUGGCAAGAGUUUUAUGUUUCAUAUAUUUACUUUUUUAUUUAUUAAGUGAAUGGGUUAAUUAAAUUUUUCUCAUUUAAAUAAUUAUAUAAUAAUAAGAUUCCAGAUGCCCUAUAAUCAGUAAAAGAAUCAAUCAUAUUUAUUAUUAUAAUCAAUUGAAUUUCAUACUCUACCAUAUUUUCUGAAAUUUGGAAUUUCCUAAUAAGAAAGAACUAUGUCUUCCUAUCUUCGGGGAUCUACCAAUUAUGUGUGGUCAACUACAAGUAUCUUGGGCAAAGGAGCAACAGCAACUGUUCACCAGGGGGUCAACAAAGUUAACGGAGAACCAGUUGCUGUUAAGACAUUUAAUCAUAUUUCCACCCUGAGACCCCAAGAAGUUCAGCUUAGAGAGUUUGAAGUAUUGAGAAAAGUAAACCAUGAAAACAUAGUAAAACUAUUAGCAAUAGAAGAGGAACAAGAAAAUAAAGGCAAAGUAAUUGUAAUGGAACUAUGUACCGGAGGCAGUUUAUUCAAUAUAUUGGAUGAUCCAGAAAAUACUUACGGAUUGGAAGAAGGCGAAUUUUUGCUGGUUUUGGAACAUUUGUAUGCAGGAAUGAAACAUUUAAGGGAUAAUAAUUUGGUUCACAGAGACUUAAAACCUGGGAACAUUAUGAAAUUUAUCAAAGAUGACGGCACGACGGUUUAUAAACUGACUGACUUCGGUGCAGCGAGGGAGCUUCCCGAUGGACAACAGUUUGUUUCUUUAUAUGGAACAGAAGAGUACCUCCAUCCAGAUAUGUAUGAACGAGCAGUACUGCGUAAAAAUGCCAAUAAAACAUUUGGAGCCACCAUUGAUCUCUGGUCCAUUGGAGUAACUCUUUAUCAUGUUGCUACUGGUAACUUACCUUUUAGGCCUUAUGGGGGUAGGAGAAACAAGGAAACCAUGCAUCACAUUACCACCAAAAAGGAAAGCGGAGUUAUUUCGGGAAUUCAGACCAAAGAAAAUGGCCCUAUUGAAUGGAAACGGGAUCUUCCGGUUAACUGUCAACUCAGUAUGGGAUUGAAAAAAAUCGUGACACCCUUGUUGGCUGGUUUACUUGAGGCUGACCAUAAAAAAAUUUGGUCAUUCGACCGAUUUUUUAAAGAAGUUGACUUGGUUUUAUGCAGAAAACCCAUUAAUAUUUUUCAUAUCAAUAAAUCUGUAUUAAUAAAAGUGUAUAUCGAUCCUAAAGAGACCUAUCAACAGUUGCAAGAAUAUAUCAACGAACAGACCGACAUCACUCCAGAAAACCAGAUAAUUUUGCAUCAAACCAACUUGUUUACUAAUUUGGUGGAAGAAUAUGUGUGUGCCACUGGUUUUCCCCAAACAACUGAACAGGAACCGUUAUUUUUAUUCUCAAAGGAGAAUAAUAAUGUUAAUAUUGCUCCUUUUCAAGAAUUAGCGAAAUUUAAUGAAUUUAGUACAGUCAUCUCAGUGGAAAAUGAUGCCAGCCAUGCAAAAUUUGCGUGUAGUAUCGGACAUCAAGCUAAAAGGCAAAUUGAAAGAUACUCUUUGUAUAGUAAACUUAUAAGAGAUACUGUUGACAAUUUCACCAAAUAUAUUAACACAAACCUGAAAGAAUUAUACCAAAAUGCACAAAACCUAAAAGAUAAAACUGACAUAUUGGAGAACAGUACAAAAAUGUUUGAGCUGGCUCAGAAAUUAGCCAAUUAUAAUAAUUCCAAGAGCUCAGAAGAUCUGACCAACAUUAGCAAGGAUUUCAACGGCUUAAUUCUCCAAGGAGUUUCCAGUUUAUAUAAAAAACAUUUUCAAGACAAUGACUUAAAACUUCAAUGGGAUAGUUUAAGUCGAGAAUUGGGCUGUCCACAUAAAAAUUUAGCACCAAAUCGAGCAAAAACUUUAGUGGAGCAUUUAAGGGAUUCUUGGCAACAUUUGGUACGGGAUAGAGCAACAAGAACUCUAUCUUACAAUGAUGAACAGUUUCACAUACUGGAAAGGAUAAAAAUCACAGAGACGAUGAAUAGGAUUAGAAAGUUGCUAGAGCAAGAAGUAUUUGCGCAGUAUGAGGCGCUUUCUGAACUGUUCGGUGAUUGGUAUAAGAUGGCCCAGAAUGUUCAUUUAAAGAGUGACAUUUUAGCCAGCGAUGUUGAUAAAUAUGAAUUUAAAUUAAAAGAUUUCGAGGAAAAGUUUACCGUGGAUUGUUCUGAUUUUAGUGACUAUGUAGCCAAAUGUGAUACUAAUAUUGAAAAAAAGUCUGCAAAUUCCAGCAAAGGUGUAAGGAAUUUACAAAACCAAAAACUAAAGAAGUACUUGCAAAGUUUUAAGAAAGAUAGUGAUAGUAUUAAAGAUAUUUUGGCGACUAAUACAAAAUUAAUGAAUAUUCUUUUGGAUUCUACAUCAGAAUUAAAAGGAACAUUUUUGGAAGAGUAACUUUACUAUUUUAUUAUUUCUAUAGCUCCAUAAGGUAAAAAAAUAUUUUUUGUUUGUUAUUCAGUAUUAAUUAUAUUGUAUUGGUUAUUUUAUUUUAUGCAAGUGACUACCUAUGUAUUGUUCAUUUUAUAGUAAAAUAUUUUUCUAUAA